AUGGAGGACGUGGUGGCAGACAUCGAGGACGUGCACCUCGAGCUGGAUGGCGAGUCGGGGCGUGCAGACAGGCUGUUAGAGGCCCAUGUGCAGCGUGUGAGCAAGGCGGGCACAGGCGCCCAGCAGCAGGCGGCAGAACCGCCGUGGGGAGCCGCCGCUGCCGCCGCCAGUGAUGGCGGCUCGGUCGUGCCGGGCACCCAGCGCAUCUGGGUGAAGACGUUUGGCUGCUCCCAUAACUCCAGCGACAGCGAGUAUAUGAUGGGCCAGCUGCAGGAGUACGGCUUCAAGCUGGUGGACGAGGCGGAUAGCGCUGCGGCCGACCUGUGGCUGCUGAACACGUGCACAGUGAAGAGCCCCAGCCAGUCAGCGAUGGACACGUUGCUGCGGCGGGGGCGCCGGCUGGGCAAGGCGCUGCUGGUGGCGGGCUGCGUGCCGCAGGGCGACCGGCGGACGGCGGAGCUGCGCGGCCUGUCGCUGCUGGGCGUCACGCAGAUCGACCGCGUGGUGGAGGCGGUGGAGGAGACGCUCAAGGGGCACACCGUGCAGCUGCUGGCCAAGAAGGCGCUGCCCAGGCUGGAUCUGCCCAAGGUGCGGCGCAACCGGCACAUCGAGAUCCUGCCAUUGUCCACGGGGUGCCUGGGCGCCUGCACAUACUGCAAGACCAAGCACGCCCGUGGCCAGCUGGGCAGCUACGACCCAGCUGAGCUGGUGCGGCGUGCGGCGGCAGCGGCAGCAGACCCGCAGGUGCGGGAGAUUUGGCUGAGCAGCGAGGACACCGGGGCCUAUGGGCGCGACAUCGGCACCAGCCUGCCCGCCCUGCUGCGGGAGCUGGUGGAGGUGCUGCCGCCGGACGGGCGGUGCAUGCUGCGCGUGGGCAUGACCAACCCGCCCUUCAUCCUGGAGCACCUGGCAGAGGUGGGGGCCAUCCUGCGGGACGACCGAGUCUUCUCAUACCUUCACGUGCCGGUCCAGUCUGGCAGCGACGCGGUGCUGACGGCCAUGCGGCGAGAGUACAGCGCCGCGCAGUUCCGGCGCGUGUGCGACACGCUGCUGGCGGCGGUGCCGGGGCUGGAGCUGGCCACAGACAUCAUCUGCGGCUUCCCCGGUGAGACUGAGGAGGACCACGGCGCGACGCUGGCUCUGCUGGACAAGUACCGCUUCCCUCACUGCCACAUCUCGCAGUUCUACCCGCGGCCCGGCACGCCCGCGGCGCGCAUGCGGCGCGUGCCCACUGCCGUGGUCAAGCAGCGCAGCCGGGAGGUGACCGCGGCGGUGGAGUCAUGGUGCGGCUCGUACUCGGGCCUGGUGGGCGCAACCCAGCGCUGCUGCGUGGUGGACACCGCCGCAGACGGCGUGCACGCUGUGGCGCACAACAAGGCAUACACACAGGUGCUAGUGCCUGCCGAGGCGCCCGACGGCAGCGGCAGCCUGCUGGGUUGCGUGGUGGAGGCGCGGGUGGUGUCUGCCAGCCGCUGGUCGGUCAAGGCAGAGGUGGUG
Molecule: messenger RNA, 1497 nt
Organism: Chlorella variabilis
Lineage: Eukaryota; Viridiplantae; Chlorophyta; Trebouxiophyceae; Chlorellales; Chlorellaceae
Exons: 10
Biological process (GO): tRNA methylthiolation
Cellular component (GO): endoplasmic reticulum
Molecular function (GO): tRNA (N(6)-L-threonylcarbamoyladenosine(37)-C(2))-methylthiotransferase activity; 4 iron, 4 sulfur cluster binding
Source: RefSeq, a predicted model, not a curated record